GUGUAGCAAACCGACCGUAGACGUGGAACAGGAUUAGUUGCUAUCGCUGCAGCACGAGAUGUUGGUUUAUCAGUUAUUUUAAUUUUAUUUACCCUACUUUGUAAUUAUAUUUAUAUACUUAUUUAUAUCUAUAUUUAUAUAUUAUGCUAUGACCGAGUAACUUAUUGGACGUUUGAAGACGACCUGAGGAGAUCUUUCAUUAGCUACAUUAGCCGCUAGCUGUGCUAAGCUAAUAGGAUCAUGGAAGCUAAUGCUAAAAGCUAACGCACGGACACGUCGGUGUUGUCGCGGUUCGAUAUUAACUCGUGUUCAGGAUCGUCCGCGGUUAUAGAUCCAGAUCUCAGGUGCUGUCAUGGCGCCUAUGGGGAUCCGGUUGUCCCCUCUUGGUGUCGCCGUGUUCUGCUUGCUCGGGCUCGGCCUCCUGUACCACCUUUACUCCGGGGUCCUGACCAGCAGACUGGCCGCUUUGAGACAGAGGAAGACGGUGGAUCUGAGGGACCUCCUCGCCUUGUCCAUAGAGGCUGCUGUACAGGGAGGAUGGGAGGUGAAGCGCAUCCGUAUGGAGGACACGCUGGAGGAAAAAUCCAAGGGCAAAACUAAAGAAGGAGCUUUGGAGAAGUUCACCAUGGGGGAUUUAAACUCUCACAGGAAAAUGUACUACCUGAUCAGGAACACGUAUCCUUACAUACAGGUGAACUCCGAGGAACACGACAACUCGGACGGCGAGGCCACGGUGUGGACGCGUAACAUCCCGGACGAGGUCCAGAGCAAGAUCCCUGAGGGGAAAGUGGUGCCUGCUGAGAGCGUGACUGUCUGGAUCGACCCGCUGGAUGCCACGCAGGAGUACACGGAAAACCUGAGGAAGUACGUCACGACCAUGGUGUGUGUGGCUGUGGACGGGAAACCUGUUGUAGGUGUGAUCCAUAAACCUUUCACCGGCUUCACAGCGUGGGCGAUGGUGGGUGGAGGAGCGAACGUGGCACCGCGAGACUCCUACAACACCCGCAAUCCCAAGGUCAUAGUGUCACGCUCACACGCGGGUAAAGUGAAAGGCUUUAUUCAGCAGGCAUUCGGGAACGACACAGAGAUCCUACCAGCAGGGGGCGCAGGAUAUAAGGUCCUCACUCUGCUGGACGUCUCGGACGACGAUUACGAGAAGGCAGACAUGUACAUCCACGUGACCUACAUCAAGAAGUGGGACAUCUGUGCCGGAAACGCCAUUCUAAACGCACUGGGCGGUCACAUGACCACGCUGAGCGGGGAGGAGAUCGACUAUUCCGGCUCGGAGAAGAACCCAGGCGGCGUGCUCGCUACGGUCAGCAUCGACCACGACGCCGUGGUGAAAAAGCUGCCGGCCCGGGAAGAGAACAAAAACUGAUGACGGUUCGGGAAACAGACCAAACGAGCAGAACCAGUGUUGGACACACAGAUACGCCAGCUUCAGCCGGACUGCACGUGACUGCGGCUGCGUGGCGUGUUUAGCGUUUAACUACUCCAGGAGUCACACUCGACGGGUACAGGAAGGGCUCUCAGCGUGGACGUGUUCUUUAUUUAUCUCCACAUCAGACACACACUUUCAUGAUCACAUGUACAUUGGAUACCCUAAAGAACAGGACACGUAGCUGCGUACAGAUAUUACAUCUUAAUAAUGUAACAUCACAGACCUAUGAGAUCCUCAGAGUCUGACAUUAUCUCCCAGAUUAAGGAAGUCUGUCUCUCAGGAGCACAAACCCGUCCCAAUCGGGGGAAGCGGUGGCACUGAACACUGUGUUCAUGUUUCCCUAAUAAUCUCACGACUGGAACCUUUUUGCUUUACAAUAAGACACGCUGUCAUGUGCGUGUCAUCAAACCUCCACAGUCCGGUCAGUCAAAGGGACGGUUCAGUGUCGUAGAAAUCAUCUUCAUCUGCAUUCGGAGCUCCACAAAGGACUCGUCAAGCUCUGUGAUCUCAUUACGUUCCACCCACUUCCUCUUCCAGGAUUUUCGGAUUCUCGAUUCCGAUUGGCCAGAAGCUCUAACAGCAUAAUAAUAAUAAUUAACCUGGCCUAACAUCGCCGUAUAACGUUGUUUCCAUGGUAACAGCUCCUUCACAGGGGCAGGCACUUGUACGCAUACACACGUGCACGUGACCACACGAUGCUUUAUUUAACAUUUAUGGAAGGAGUCUCCAGUGUCAGAGCUUUGUAACAGCUUGUAACAGUAACUCCGCUUCAACACAAAACCACGACGUUGAUUAUUUUCCAACAGCACGACCCCGGGUGUGUGUUCUCUUACUUCACCACGUCACUUCUGCCGACGGACCGAAUUUAUUAAUAAAAUUAAUAAUAAUUAUUAAUAAUUCUUUUGUUUGUAAGCUGUUAUAAUUAUUCUAAUGGGAUGGUUGAUGGGUUUUUUGUUUUUUUUUAAAGGUGUCUUUUUUUUUAUAUCAUAACCAAUCAGCAGAUGAAGGAACAGGUGAUGAACAGGGUGUUAAUGUAGCAACGUCCCAUCGUCCAUGGCUCCUCUCUCCCUGACGUGUCGUGCAUGAAGUGUAAAUACACACAACACACGUUAAUCAACGUUUAUUUGCUGUUGAAAAUCCUGCAUGCGCUCGGUUAGAUAUGAGGCAUGUGAUGUUAUCGUGCUAAAUUAACGUUUGUUUUUUUGGUUUUUUUGGAUUGUAAUAAAGAGCAACUUCGUUGUUGUUGU
Tachysurus vachellii is the source of this 2688-nucleotide messenger RNA. It is a transcript of the gene bpnt2, whose product is annotated as 3'(2'), 5'-bisphosphate nucleotidase 2. NCBI's taxonomy places the organism in Eukaryota, Metazoa, Chordata, Actinopteri, Siluriformes, Bagridae. Gene Ontology annotation, biological process: phosphatidylinositol phosphate biosynthetic process. Gene Ontology annotation, cellular component: endomembrane system. The transcript is spliced from 5 exons. Gene Ontology annotation, molecular function: 3'-nucleotidase activity. Bases 353 to 1378 code for a protein of 341 amino acids. The record is from RefSeq and is a predicted model, not a curated record.